Molecule: messenger RNA, 335 nt
Organism: Trichomonas vaginalis G3
Lineage: Eukaryota; Parabasalia; Trichomonadida; Trichomonadidae
Product: protein of unknown function, DUF4108 family
Exons: 1
Source: RefSeq, a predicted model, not a curated record
AUGACAAAAUUCAUCUCAGUCAACAAGUACAUGUCAGGACUUAAAGAAGAACUAGACCCAUUCACAUAUUUGAAUGUUUACUUCUACCAUUUUGAAAAGUCUACAUUUGACAAAGUUUGGAACAUCGAACCAGUUAAGUUUGCUAUUGUGACUAAAAAUGGUGCGAAAUUUGAAGACUUAGACAUAGAAGGUUUGUUAACAGUCAAAAAAAGUUUUGACAGAAGGUUCUCAAGCCUUAAAGAAGGCAAAGCAUACAAACUUGUUAUACCUUAUGAACCAAAGAAAGCAGACGACUAUGAAUAUUAUGAGUCUAAGAUAGUUGAAGUUCAAGGUAA